Molecule: messenger RNA, 2796 nt
Organism: Halteromyces radiatus
Lineage: Eukaryota; Fungi; Mucoromycota; Mucoromycetes; Mucorales; Cunninghamellaceae
Exons: 7
Coding region: 206-2383 (725 amino acids)
Source: RefSeq, a predicted model, not a curated record
AAGCUGCCUCAAGUGCUGUAUUGGCUGUUUUCUUAUUUUUUGGUACUUUUGUCGUCAACUAUAUUCGGGUGUACUUUCCAAAAGCUAAUUUCGCCUGCAUCUUCGCCUGUAUUAUCUUGACGGUAAAGUCAUCUACGGAUUUGAUACAUGUUAUUAUAUUUACCAACGUAAAAACUUAUAUUUGUUCCCUAUUAUUUAUGCAAAGAUGACAAUGACAAGUGCAAGCAGUAUACCUGGAUUUCAACCUGCGGUGAUGUAUGCUAUAUUAAUCCCUAUUGCAGUUGGUACCGCCAUCACGUUAGUAGUGACAGUGCUGAUCUGGCCAGAAGACACAAUGACCAACUAUUUGAUUUGCCUUUCAAAUAGCCUCAACGAGUACAAUUCAUUUUUCAAGGAUCACUCGGACGCCUUUGUCUCACUCUCGAAAACAUCGCUCCAUGUUGGAUUACGUCAAUUACAUUCAAAAAUGCUUGAUUCUGUACUGAUAUUGAUUGAUAGCAAAAGGGCUGUACAGCGUGAAAUAUUGUAUUCUUACCUUUCAUCCAAGGACUGCAGCAAAAUCACAAAAAUAGUGAAACAAAUGCGUGCCCCUUUACAUGGUAUUGGAUUUUCUUUGCUCAAGAAGAAAGAAGGAUUGGGACUUGAUGAUGCUGAAAAUGAACAGGAUGCCUUUACCUAUAUUGUGACCGAUCAAGAACGUCAAGCUUUCAAUGAUGCUCUGACAGAUCUGAUUCCCUUGUACACGGAAAUGGCCAGUCUCUGUCACGUUAUUUUAAUGACAACCAGUGAUAGAUUUAGCAAGUUUGGAAACUCACCACGUUCAGCUACCACUACGUUUCUAUGGCCAUUCAUACGGUUCAAUAUAUUCAAGAGGUGGCGACAAAACAAAUCAACAAAUGACAACGAUCUCGAAAAAGAUACGACGAACACAACACUGGAAUACAAAAAUAACUUGGAUCGACUUGGCAAAUUGGUGGCAGAAAUGGAAGCAAUUGCAACACCAGGGAUGAUCACUUUUCUGGAAACAAUUCAUUUACAAGAAGAUAAAGAUCCUCGCUAUGGUCUUUUGUAUGUACUAUUCUGUUAUCAAAUGAAUCUCAAAGCACAUAGUACCAAUAUCAUUGAACUGGCUGAAACCUUGAUACAACUCGAACAUGACCGACCCUCCAAAAGAUUCUGGUUACCUUCUAUUACUCUGAAGAAAUGGUUCCAAUCAUCUGUAUUAGAUCCUCAGGAUGGUGGCGACAAUCCAACAUCAUCUGAUCAAGGUUUGAUUCGAACAAGAACAAGACCGGAUGCUCUGGAUGAUGACAACUUGGCCGCAUCCUCUCGUUUAGAUACUAAAAAUUAUAAAGAGAAGAAAUCAAGAAAAAAAGCCAAGUUUUUACAUUUGGAUCCUGACCUCUAUCCUCCGUCCAACAAGAUCGAACGAUUCUUCUUCUCAUUACAUUUGUUCAAGAAAUGGUGUUUUUCUAUCAAUACUUUUUUUGCUUUCAAGACUGCAGUUGCUGUUGUUUUACUCUCAAUUCCUGCUUACCGAAGAGAAGAUGUUGGAUGGUACAAUGAAUGGCAAGGUCGCUGGGCUCAGAUUACUUUGGUAUUAUGGCUUUUCCCUAUGGCUGGCAUGUUCUACUUGUCAAGUCUUUUGCGAUUCGUUGGUACCGUUAUUGGUGGAGUACUGGGUAUCGUGGUCUGGGAAAUCUCUCGUGGAAAUCCUUAUGGUCUUUCUGUUUUAUGUUUUGUGUGUUUUAUGUUUUUCCAAUAUGCCUUUUUGUUUGGUCCGCCAUAUAUGCGACCUCUCCAUAUGGUGGCUAUUGUCACUUUGGUAUUAGUGACUAUCUAUGAAAUGCAGUAUAUUCAAGAUCAAGUUUCUAAUCAUGAUGAAGUCUAUACUGUUGCUGGAAAGCGCAUGCUUCUGGUAAUAAUUGGUAUACUUGGAGCAACCAUCUUAAAUAUGAUUCCUAGUCAAGUCAACGGCCGAGUGGAAUUACGACGAAGAUUGGCAAUCACUAUCACGCAAGUUGGAAGAAUGUAUUCACUAUUAACAUCCUCUUAUAUGGUCCCUCAUGAAAAUCCACCAACCGAAAAUCAAAGAAAAACUUUCCGGAAAUGGAUGGUGGAAGUCCAACGACAAAUCGCAGAUGAACGUGCUUUAUUGAUGACAUCCAAAUUCGAACCUUCUCUUCGUGGUAAAUUUCCUUUGAAGGAAUACACUACUCUGGUAGAUAGAGUAGAGAAUAUGGCUGAUCUUGUGGAUGCUAUGGUCUAUGCUGCUAGAUCCAUUGAUGAUGAUUGGAGAGAUCAUAUCUCGACGAUAUUAAUGAAAGAACGACAAGAUUACGCAAGUCAAAUCAACCUCGUAUAUAUAAGUGUUCAGUAUUGAUCUCAUGCUUUUUUCUUUUUAUAGUUAUCAUCCAUCAUGGUGGGAUUAAAAUUAACAGCAGGCUCUCUUUCAUCCAAAAUGUCCUAUCCACCGUUCCUACUGACUCCCGAUAAAGCAAGAAAUAGAUUUAGCAUUGCUGUGGAAAAAAAGAUGCGGAUUCAACGACGUGAUUUGAACGUGGACACCUUACCCAACUUUGCCGCCUUUGGUGUGUAUCUUUUGGCUUCUUCUACCUUUGUGUCCGAAUUACAAGUGAUACUCAAUACUGUGAUUGAAAUGGUGGGUGUGGAUGAUCCUUUCGAAUGGAAAGAAACAAAUAAAUAGAAUCCAUAUUAUAAUUAGUAUUGUAUGUUUAAUACCUAUAUUUUGUUUAGUUUUAUUGAAUAAACAAGUAGAUUAACUAGUGAUCUAAC